AUGGGGAGGCAAAAGGAAGUUCUCGCUAGAAUUGCAGAGAUGAUGAGGAUCAGAAACAAACUAGUGAGGCAAGCACUGGCCGAGUGCCUGGGGACCCUGAUUCUGGUGUUGUUUGGCUGUGGCUCGGUCGCUCAGGUCGUGCUCAGUAGAGGAUCCCACGGAGGCUUCUUGACUGUGAACCUGGCCUUCGGCUUUGCUGUUACACUUGGAAUUCUGAUAGCAGGGCAAGUGUCAGGUGGCCACUUGAACCCUGCUGUAACUUUUGCUCUGUGCCUCAUGGCCCGGGAGCCAUGGAUUAAGCUGCCUAUUUACAUCCUGGCACAAACCAUCGGUGCUUUCCUAGGAGCGGGCAUCGUCUUUGGCUUGUACUUUGAUGCCAUAUGGGCUUUUGGCAACAACCAGUUGUUUGUACUGGGACCGAAUGGCACCGCUGGCAUUUUUGCCACAUACCCGUCUGAUCAUCUGAAUGUAUUGAAUGGAUUCUUUGACCAGUUCAUUGGCACGGCAUCCUUGAUUGUUUGCGUCUUGGCUAUUGUGGAUCCGUACAACAACCCUAUCCCCCGGGGCCUAGAGGCGUUCACUGUUGGCUUUGUGGUCCUGGUUAUUGGGACGUCCAUGGGCUUCAACUCUGGAUACGCCGUCAACCCAGCCAGGGACUUCGGGCCUCGUCUUUUCACCGCCAUUGCUGGCUGGGGCACAGAAGUAUUCUCUACUGGCAUGCAGUGGUGGUGGGUCCCGGUCGUGGCCCCUUUCCUUGGGGCAGUUGCUGGAGUGCUGGUUUACCAGCUGAUGAUUGGAUGCCACGACGAGCCGUCUCCACCAUCCACUGAGCAGGAAAAUGUCAGGUUGGCCAACGUGAAGCAUAAGGAAAGGGUCUGA
Messenger RNA from Emys orbicularis (European pond turtle), 879 nucleotides. RefSeq names its product aquaporin 3 (Gill blood group) (gene AQP3). The record is from RefSeq and is a predicted model, not a curated record. Gene Ontology annotation, cellular component: plasma membrane; basolateral plasma membrane. Gene Ontology annotation, molecular function: urea transmembrane transporter activity; water channel activity; glycerol channel activity. The transcript is spliced from 6 exons. The coding region runs from base 1 to 879 and encodes 292 amino acids. Gene Ontology annotation, biological process: water transport; glycerol transmembrane transport. Lineage: Eukaryota; Metazoa; Chordata; Testudines; Emydidae.